Amblyraja radiata (thorny skate) is the source of this 2378-nucleotide messenger RNA. It is a transcript of the gene slc15a4, whose product is annotated as solute carrier family 15 member 4. Lineage: Eukaryota; Metazoa; Chordata; Chondrichthyes; Rajiformes; Rajidae. The record is from RefSeq and is a predicted model, not a curated record. Gene Ontology annotation, molecular function: transmembrane transporter activity. Gene Ontology annotation, biological process: oligopeptide transport; transmembrane transport. The transcript is spliced from 8 exons. The coding region runs from base 153 to 1964 and encodes 603 amino acids. Gene Ontology annotation, cellular component: membrane.
GGGCGUGAGGCCGGGCACGGUGAGAGCGCGUCUGUAGCUCGGUCGCUCGCUCCGAUUACUCAGCGCUAUAAAAGAACAUUUAAAAAUAAAAUCUCUUCCUUCUCGGGCCCAGAAGGGAGGAGAGUUGAGGAGAAAGUUUAUUGAAGGCGACGAUGGAGGGCGGACAGAGCGAGGAGAGGACUCCGCUGCUCCCGGGACGGCGGCGGGCUGCAGCAGCAGCCAAGCCCGGGGCGUCCGCCUUCCAGGGCAGGCGGCUGGCCUGCGCCGCCGUGCUGGUGACCGAGUCCCUGGAAAGGGUGGCCUUUUACGGCAUCACAAGCGGCCUGGUGCUCUUCCUCAACAGCGAGCCCUACAACUGGCUGGGGCCGCAGUCCAGUCAGACCCUGCUGCUCUUCAUGGGCAUCAGUUACUUCGUGUCGCCGUUCGGGGGCUGGCUGGCCGACGCCUGGUUGGGCAGGUACCCCACCAUCCUGAUCAGCAUGCUCCUCUACUUGAUCGGAAUAAUGCUUUUCCCUUUCAUUUCCUGGGACACGUCCCGCCGCCACCUCUGCGGGAAGCUGGAGUAUUAUCCAUUAAUCGACCCCCAGUGCAUCAAUAACAGCUCCAGCGCUUGUGUACUUUACCGGGAUAGUUACUGCCAGCCGAUCAUCUACACCGGACUGAUCUUCAUCGCACUUGGUGUUGGGUCUGUGAAGGCGAAUAUAACUCCAUUUGGUGCGGAUCAGGUGAAAGAUCGAGGCUCCGAAGCCACGCGACGAUUUUUCAACUGGUUCUAUUGGUCCAUCAAUCUGGGUGCCAUCGUUUCGCUGGCUGGUAUUUCAUAUAUUCAACAAAACUGUAGCUUUCGACUUGGAUACAUCAUCCUCACUGUUUGCAUGGGCAUCUCGUUUUUGGUUUUCGCAUUGGGCAAAUCAGUUUUUAUCGCCAAGCCACCGGAUGGUAGUUCCUUUACAGACUUAUUCAAGAUUCUUUUUUACUCCUGCUGUUCAAGGAAAUUUAAUCGUGACGAAGAUACCAGGGACACAGGAAUCUACCCAUCGACUAUUAAACCGGGUUGUCUGGACAUGGCCAAGAUUGUCUAUGGUGGGCAAUUUCAAGAUAAUAAAGUGGAGGAUGUGAAGAGUUUUGUCAAAAUUAUCCCAGUUUUCUUGGCUCUUAUUCCUUACUGGAUGGUUUACUUCCAGAUGCAAACCACAUAUGUUCUACAGAGUUUGCAUCUGCAGAUUCCAACAUUUUUUGCUGGGCAUAAUAACAGUAAUGUUACCAAUUCGUUAGCAAGCUGCAAUCAUCACAUGCUUCCAGCUGCCUGGUUCACCAUGUUUGAUGCAGUACUUAUUCUGGUCCUGAUCCCAGUGAAAGACAAAGUGGUGGAUCCCGUGUUAAAGAGAAAAGGUUUGCUGCCUACAUCCUUAAUGCGAAUCGCUGUCGGCAUGUUUUUUGUCAUGUGCUCUGCCGUGGCUGCUGGAAUACUGGAAGAUCAGCGUUUGCAUAGCCUCCAAAAUGGCACAAUUGAACAGCAAAUUGGGGAUGUGUGGUAUAGCGCCGCGCCUUUAUCAAUAUGGUGGCAGAUUCCACAAUACGUGAUGAUCGGGAUUAGUGAAAUAUUUGCAAGUAUAGCAGGGCUGGAGUUUGCCUAUUCAGCUGCGCCUAAAUCUAUGCAAAGUGCCAUCAUGGGUCUAUUCUUUUUCUUUACUGGUGUUGGCUCCUUUGUUGGUUCAGGACUUCUAGCCCUGGUAUCAGUGGACGGAAUAGGUUGGAUGAAUUGCAAAAGUGACUUUGGUAAUAUCAACAAGUGCCACAUGGAUUACUAUUUCUUCCUACUAGCAGCCAUACAGUGUAUGACCCUGAUCAUUUUUAUUAUUGUAUCCGUGACAUUUGAUCGCCACAAAAACAAAUCUGAUUUUCUGUUCAUCAAUGGAAGAAGACAAAAUGAAGAAGUCCGACAUAAUCAGGCCAGGAACUGAAAACGGGAACCGCUGCAUGAGAAAAUCAGUCACUAUUGAGAAAGUACUUGUAACUCCUUCCUCUGGGUAUGUAAUGGAUUGGGUGGUAUCCUUAAGCUUGCCUAUUGCAGAAUGAAACUUUAAGGCUGAGGAGUUGCCUGAAAGAGCUGUCGGAGAUAAGGCACACUACAAGUAAAUGCUGGCAGGUAAUGCAGAUCGUUAAACCAAGCUGGUAACGUUCCUGUUAGUAGGGCAGCAUAUCUUUGAGUUCUACCUUCACUGCCUAUGGCUACGGAAGGAAAUCCAGAAGGCAUAUUGGAGUCUGGUGAUGUUCCAGUGUGCAUUACACACCCUGCAGUCUUUAAAUUCAGACACCCAGUAACUUUUAGCAAAUGUCGAUACUAAGAGUAUUUCAUUGCAAAGAACUGGGUAGUU